Messenger RNA from Penicillium mononematosum, 2862 nucleotides. RefSeq names its product tubulin gamma complex associated family protein. Gene Ontology annotation, biological process: spindle assembly; meiotic cell cycle; mitotic cell cycle. Gene Ontology annotation, molecular function: microtubule minus-end binding; gamma-tubulin binding. The record is from RefSeq and is a predicted model, not a curated record. Bases 1 to 2862 code for a protein of 953 amino acids. The transcript has 2 exons. Gene Ontology annotation, cellular component: gamma-tubulin complex; spindle pole; equatorial microtubule organizing center. NCBI's taxonomy places the organism in Eukaryota, Fungi, Ascomycota, Eurotiomycetes, Eurotiales, Aspergillaceae.
AUGGAUUAUGACCACGAGCUGGAUCCUUUCUCCAGUGAAAGCCUCUGGAGACUCUCCAAAUUCAGCAUAGAAGCUCUACAGCCAUUGGAAUCGCUACCAUGGAACACUACUCUAAGUGACGAUGCUACGUCUUGCUUCGAGUUAUUCCCACAGCCCUCGGAUAAGAUUGACCCUGUAUGGAAGCUGGAUCUUUUCCCAACCGGCUUGGAAAAGCCCGAAUCAUUUACCGACUCGAUCAUCAAUCCCUCAAUAGACGGCGAGUCUGAUGCCACGGGUGACUCUUUGAAAGACAUCUCAGGCGAUGAUAACGACAUAUGGAGCUUGGAUUUACUUCAGGAAGACCCUGGUCAACUACCUCCGCCGAAAUCAUGGGAAAGGUAUCAGCACAGGUCUUUCCGAGAGCCCGUGUCUGUCUACUUUAGUGAAUCUGGGGCAAAGGGUUUCGAUGCAGCUUUGGAACAGCAAAAGGCUGCAAAAACAAAUGGUGUACCAAAUCGAAUGGUUCGAACAGAUGUGUUCAUUCGAUCACUGCUUCGUCUCGGGCUUGGCUGGAGUUCUGCGUUCUUUAGCUACGAUCAACGCACCAACCAAUUUGAAAGAUACUUGAAGGAUAUCUCUGUCUCUGGUAUUAGCCCAUUGGCAUUGGAAAAUGCGAUCGAAUAUGUGGUACAAUGUGGUACCAACAUGCAGCGCAUGCGGUUGUUUGCGCAAGACCCGCCAGCCAAAUGCAGAGAACUUCCUGCUUUGGUCACGUUAAGCAGCACAGUUGUGAUAAUAAUCUUCAACCUUGAACAACAGAUUUCAGAUCAUUCGAAAAAAAUUGGCUCGCUCUUACAAGUAAAGGCACUCUUCCAUCGAUGCGGGGAUUUGGUAGGUGUCCUGGCAGAUAUUGUUGAUGCUGCGCAAAGGGCUGUCUCGGACGCACAAGUCAUGUCGAUUGUGACGGAGCGUGCAGCCAUUUUUGCCCAGAAUUUUGGCUGGAUGGAGAACCUUUUGCAUGAGAUUGUGAUUCGAGUGACUCGGCCAUGGUUCAAAUUCAUCGAGACUUGGAUUGGGCUUAGACCCGAAGACACAGAUCUCAAAGAAUCCAUGACAAGCGGCAAAACCUUCGUCCGACUGGAAACUCAGGAUCCUGGCAAGUUCAAGACUGGGCAAGCACGAAUCGACCACAUAUAUCUAGCGGAUCAUAUGCCGUCAUUCAUCCCGGCCGAUCAAGCACGUUCCAUCUUUGAAAGUGGAAGAAGCCUCCAACUCUUGAAACGAUCCCAUCCUCGUCAUCCCAUCGCGCAGCGUGAUGUUCUCUUGCGAACCGGUGGUCUUCAUCUGCAUUGUGCGACUACCUGGGCUGGUAUUGAGCAGAUUCAAACCAAAGCUCAAGAGUACGAGUCAAGGCUCCGCGCUGAAAUCAAGAAAUAUCAUAAAGGUGAUACGGGUUUGCACGAUUCACCAUCAAACGUGGCCACGCAGUAUGUCGAUCAGACGACCAGCACAGAAGUUACAACGGCAGCCUUUGAACUCUUCGAUAUAGAUGAUGAAAAAAGCACUUCAGGCCCGGUCACAGAUCACAAGGCUCUUUCAAAAGACCAUCUGAAGCAACUACUCGAUAAAGCCCGAGGAUUUGAAACUGAAAACAACACCAAUGAAGGAAGCUACCUUGGUCCUGAAUUGGCAUCCGGCCUCCAUCUAUCUCUUGCACCCAUUCUUUCGUCACAGGCCCUUCUCAUCGACUACUCUUGCCUGCACCUUCUCUUCAAAGAGAAUCGAAUUCGCCAUCAUCUGAACAUGCAAUGGCGUUUCCAGUUGCUAGGAGAGGGAUCGUUUGUCGCCCGCCUUUCUAAUUCCCUAUUCGACCCGGAAAUGGAAAGUGGCGAGCGGAAGGCUGGCAAAAUUCGCAGUGGUGUUGACACUGGUCUACGCCUUGGCAGCCGUGACACAUGGCCACCAGCUAGUUCAGAGUUGCGACUCGUGCUGAUUGGCUUGCUGGGAGAUUGUUACUUUGGCAGCGCAAAUACAGAGGAUGAUGAGAAGACCCACGUUCAACAGGAUAACGAGUUGCCGGGUGGCCUGAGCUUCGGCAUUCGAGAAUUGACCGACAAAGAAAUCGAACGAUGUAAAAAUCCGAAUGCAAUAGAGGCUUUGGACUUCCUUCGUCUGCAGUACACGCCACCAGAAGUCCUUGGAUCCCUCAUUACUGCGCGCUCUUUGGAUAAGUAUGAUCGUCUCUUCAAGCAUUUGCUUUGGUUACUCCGCAUGGUUUCUGUCGUCAAAGGACUUAUUCGUGAUUCUACUUCUCGAGUGUCUCUAUCAGGAGACACACACAAUGUAUACCAGAAGUUUAGAGUGGAUGCCCAGCACUUUGUGCUAGCGGUCAGUGAUUACUGCUUCCACGUCGGCAUUGGGUCCAUCUGGCAGCGCUUCCAAGACACACUUACCAAAAUCGAGAACUGCCUUAACCGCGGCGACAUCGACGGUACGAUUGAAGCGGCGCACUCGGUACCACGGCUUCGAGACUACCACGAAGACAUCCUUGACCAGAUGCUGUUCGCGUUAUUCCUCAGCAAGCGCCAUGCGCAGGCGGCCAAACUACUUGAAUCCAUUUUCGGCACUAUUCUCGGCUUCAGCCAUCUUUCUAGAGCAGAUGGAAUCGGGAUGCGCAACGAAAGUGAAGGAGCUGUUCUUCAUCUGUAUCAGUCCUUUAGAAAACAGACCUCUGCCUUUGUCAACUACCUUCGCAGCCUGGAGUCCGGAAAGGCCACUUCGAAAUCUAUGGCAAAGUCAGGGGAAUUCUUCUCUUCGCGGACCGACCCGAUCAGUGUCUUUGAGCAUCUACGGGUGCGACUAGACAUCAAGAACUACUAUUGA